UAUAAAUCAACUCAAACUCUGUCUCCUGGAGUUUGACCCUCUUCUUGCAUCGUGCUGGAGAGCGAGGACGACGAAGACGGACAUGGCGUCGUCGACGGUGGGGAGGAUCCAGCUGGGGUCGCAGGGGCUGGAGGUGUCGGCUCAGGGGCUGGGCUGCAUGGGCAUGUCCGCCUUCUACGGCGCUCCCAAGUCCGAGCCCGACAUGAUCGACCUCCUCCGCCACGCCGUCGAUUCCGGCGUCACCUUCCUCGACACCUCCGACAUCUACGGCCCCCACACCAACGAAGUCCUCCUCGGAAAGGCACUGAAGGGAGGGCUGAGGGAGAGAGUGCAAGUGGCAACCAAGUUCGGGAUCAGCUCCGCAGAUGGGAAGGGGAACAGGCAGGUCCGAGGUGACCCUGCGUACGUGAGGGCGUCGUGUGAGGCCAGCUUGAAGCGGCUCGACAUCGAUUGCAUCGACCUCUACUACCAACACCGCGUAGACACUCGCGUGCCCAUCGAAGUCACUGUCGGUGAACUAAAGAAGCUAGUUGAGGAGGGUAAAGUCAAGUACAUCGGUUUAUCCGAGGCUUCCGCUUCAACAAUCAGAAGAGCCCAUGCUGUUCAUCCCAUAACAGCAGUGCAACUGGAGUGGUCGCUGUGGUCGAGAGACGUGGAGGCAGAUGUCAUUCCCACAUGCCGGGAGCUCGGCAUCGGAAUCGUUUGCUACAGUCCUUUAGGACGAGGAUUCUUUUCUGUAGGUUCCAAGCUGUUCGAGAAUCUAUCCAAGGAUGACUUCCGACAGUACCUGCCCAGGUUUCAGCCGGAGAACUUGGUUCACAAUGCGAAGUUAUUUGACCGAUUACAUGAAGUUGCAAAGAGGAAAGGAUGCGCCCCUUCACAGUUAGCCCUCGCCUGGGUCCACCACCAGGGCAACGACGUCUGCCCGAUACCCGGGACGACCAAGAUUGAGAAUUUUGACCAGAAUAUUGGAGCUGUGUCCGUGAAACUCACGCGGAACGAUAUGGCCGAGCUCGAAUCAAUUGCUUCUGCAGAUAACGUCAAGGGCGACAGGUACAAAAGUACCAUGAUUACAUGGGAGAACUCCGACACUCCACCCCUUUCUUCAUGGAAUGCUGCUUAGAAACAGUCUAUUUCUGUCACUACCUCUUUGAUAUAUAUACAUUGUGCGAGUAUUUUCUGAUGUGGUACUUGUGUGUGUUGAAAUUGUAAUUGUCAUAAUAUAUCGCGCUGUUCCCAUCAUAGUCAAAACUAGAUUCAUCUUGAGGGAAACUAUGAUUUACUGAGUACUGUACUACUGUAUGAUUUACUUAGUGUCCAAUUAACAGCACUACUGUGAAA
Syzygium oleosum is the source of this 1341-nucleotide messenger RNA. RefSeq names its product probable aldo-keto reductase 2. NCBI's taxonomy places the organism in Eukaryota, Viridiplantae, Streptophyta, Magnoliopsida, Myrtales, Myrtaceae. The record is from RefSeq and is a predicted model, not a curated record. The transcript is spliced from 5 exons. The coding region runs from base 83 to 1123 and encodes 346 amino acids. Gene Ontology annotation, cellular component: cytoplasm.